This is a messenger RNA of Gloeophyllum trabeum ATCC 11539, 2437 nucleotides long. RefSeq names its product catalase. The record is from RefSeq and is a predicted model, not a curated record. Gene Ontology annotation, cellular component: cytosol. NCBI's taxonomy places the organism in Eukaryota, Fungi, Basidiomycota, Agaricomycetes, Gloeophyllales, Gloeophyllaceae. Gene Ontology annotation, biological process: hydrogen peroxide catabolic process; response to oxidative stress. The transcript has 6 exons. Gene Ontology annotation, molecular function: catalase activity; heme binding. Bases 65 to 2299 code for a protein of 744 amino acids.
ACCCCUCCCAACAUAUAUAAACUGCUGCGCCAACCAUGGGCCGUCAAUUUCCUCUUUCCCAGCUAUGUCGGGCGUCGCCAACACCGUCAAAUCCGCUGUCUCCAGCGUCAUGAGCGACGCCAAAGUUAACGAUAUGCGGCGCAACAUCAUCGACCCGGGUGACAAUGAUAGGAAGGGUCAGAACCUGGACUACGGUCCAUACAUCUCCGACACCGAUAACUGGCUCAAGGUUACCAACGGAACACAUGCCGGCCCUUCGCUGCUCGAGGACCAGGUCGCCCGCGAGAAGAUUAUGCGGUUCGACCACGAGCGGAUCCCGGAACGUGUCGUACACGCUCGCGGGGCCGGGGCCCACGGGGUAUUCCGUGUCUACGACGAUCGCGCAUCCAAGUAUACCUAUGCCCCUGUUUUGACGGACCCGUCGAGGGAGACCCCAACCUUUGUCCGUUUCAGUACUGUGCAGGGCUCGCGCGGCAGCGCUGAUACUGUUCGAGACGUCCGUGGAUUUGCCACCAAGUUCUACACGCAGGAGGGCAACUGGGACAUUGUCGGCAAUAACAUCCCGGUAUUCUUCAUCCAGGAUGCCAUCAAGUUCCCCGACUUCGUCCAUGCGGUCAAGCCUGAGCCUCACAACGAGGUCCCCCAGGGCCAGAGUGCUCAUAACAACUUCUGGGAUUUCGUCGGAUUGCAGCCUGAAUCUGCCCACAUGGUGAUGUGGGUGAUGUCUGACCGAGCCAUCCCGCGGUCGUACCGCACCAUGCAAGGCUUUGGUGUAAACACCUACACCCUGCUGAACGCCAAGGGCGAACGUUUCUUCGUCAAGUUCCACUGGACUCCCGAAUUGGGUGUUCACAGUCUAGUGUGGGAUGAGGCCUUGAAGAUCGCCGGGCAAGAUCCUGACUUCCACCGCAAGGAUCUCGAGGAGGCCAUCGCCCACGGGGCCUAUCCGAAGUGGAAGUUUGGCAUCCAAGUCAUUCCCGAGGCCAAUGAGCACGACUUUGAGUUCGAUAUCCUCGACGCAACUAAGCUCUGGCCCGAGGAGCUAAUCCCGAUCGAAUACAUUGGAGAAAUGACCCUCAACCGCAUGGUCGAUGAGUAUUUCCCCGAAGUCGAGCAGGUUGCGUUCUGUACUUCACACGUUGUCCCCGGUAUUGGGUUUUCGGACGACCCGCUGCUGCAAGGCCGUAACUUCUCCUAUUUCGAUACUCAGAUUAGCCGCCUUGGCGUUAACUGGCAAGAGCUCCCCAUCAACCGUCCUGUCUGUCCUGUCCUCAACAACCACCGUGAUGGACAAAUGAGACACAAGAUUACUAAGGGACAGAUCAACUAUUGGCCGAACCGCAAAGGAACGCUCCCUCCUGUCCCCACGAAGGAGGGCGGCUAUGCAGAGUUCACUCAGAAGGUGGAGGGUAUCAAGCACCGCGUCCGUGGCUCCAAGUUCCAGGAGCACUACAAUCAGGCGCAGCUGUUUUACAACUCGCUGGCUCCGCACGAGAAGGCUCAUCUGAUUGGAGCUAUUUCCUUUGAGCUGUCGCACUGCGAUGACCCAGUGGUCUACGAAUCGUACACGAAGAUCCUGAACAAUAUUGAUUUCGACCUUGCUAAGCAAGUCGCUAUCAAUGUCGGCGGUGUCAUCCCUGAAGCCCCUGCCCGGUCCAACCACGGCAAGAAGAGUGAUAGGCUGUCGCAGACUCACUAUGUGCCCGCGGAGCCGACCAUCAAGUCCCGCCGCAUCGCCAUCCUCGUUGCUGAUGGCUUCAGCGGCUCCGAGGUCCUUGCGAUUCGCGCUGCUCUCAAGGCUGGCUUGGCCACGACCUGGCUCAUCGGGCCUCGCCGCGGCAAGGUAUACCCUGCCGGCCAGGUCGUCGGUGAAGGCGAAGGUAUGGUAGCCGACCAUCACUACGAGGGUCAGCGCUCUACCAUGUUCGACGCCUUGAUCAUUCCUUCGGGUGCUGAGCACGUCCAGAGGCUCGCCAAGAACGGCCGUGCCGUGCAUUGGGUGCGGGAGGCCUUCGGCCACUGCAAGGUUAUUGGAGCAGUUGGCGAGGCCGUCGCUUUCCUGAGGGAGUCGGUCAGCCUACCGGGUGUCGAGUUCCAGAGUGCCCCUGGUAGCGACUCUGUUGUCUCGUCGUACGGAGUUGUGACUACCGGUACCUACGGUGUGACGAAUGCUGCUGCUGAGCCGUUCAAGAUUGCGAAGGGAGACAAGGGAUUCCUUGCCAAUUUCGCGUACGAGCUCAGCAAGCACCGUUGCUACGAGCGGGAGUUGGAUGGCUUGGUUGAGAGAGUGGCUUUCUAAACCAAUGUGGCGAUGCCUGACGCAAGAAUUUACACGGACUGCUUAAUUUUAGUCAAUGUUGUACGACUUAUACGAUGUAGUAGCGCCUACGAAUGUGAAUGUAAUCUUAGUCACGAAAUAAAAUUGAGCGUUGCACUC